Amoebophrya sp. A25 is the source of this 2236-nucleotide messenger RNA. The record is from the annotation of a GenBank genome assembly. NCBI's taxonomy places the organism in Eukaryota, Dinophyceae, Syndiniales, Amoebophryaceae.
CAAAUUCAAGAAACAGCAGUGGCGACGACAAGUACAGUGCGCGGUUUUUAUGCGAGAUAAGCUGGAUCUCUACGUGAAUCAAAGAGAACCGCAGAAGUUCGCAGAUAUGAUCGAGAACGAGGCACGGACCGAACUGGUAACCGCAAGUUUCGGGAAAGAGAUGCUGCAAGUUUUAGGUAAAUGGAGGAAAUAUUUUUACCCUGCUUUUUUGAGGGUUUAAAUGUGCAUUCCUAGUGUUCACAAACGCUUUUUUCUGCCUGCGGUCAGUACGCAGCUACACCAACCUCUCUCUCUACAUUAACAGCUACAAUAACAACUCUACAACGUGAAUCGUUUGAUGUCAUUCGCAUUCAAAUCUCAAACAUCUACAACUAAAGGUGAACUCUACAUUAAUCGCGCGAUGUUAUUUUUGUGCGACGAAGUGAAGAGCCGGUUCGGAGCUGAGUCAUUGCUCGCCUCACGCGCAGCUUUUCCUAUGACAGUGACGGACUGAGAUUGAGAAGUGCAUUUGAUUGUCGAAAGUAAACGACAACACACACAACUUGAAACUUACUUCUGCACUGAAAUUCUACUUCAAGAAGUCAUUCUCCAAAAUUAUUCAUACUGUUUCUCGUUGCACAAAACUGCUCUAAUUCUCAAAGAAAGUGGGCGAAUCGUGCAAACAUCGCUAGUACCGGCUACCACGCGCUGAAGCAAGUCCGAAAAGCAGAAAAAACAAUGCGCAAAGUAGAGAAAGCACAAGCAGACGAGAGCAAAACCGAGCAAGAACGUCAUGAAUUCGCAGCCCGUGCAACCGGAGACCUCGAACAGCAGGCCCUUCCUGCUUUUCUGCGUCUUGCAUGGGCGAUUUGUGUGAAAGAUUUAGAAGACACUGUGAAAAACGUGGUGCGGUUUUUGCUGAAAGACGCCUCCGUUCCAUGGAUUCUACGGAUACGAAGAGCACAAGCCCUAUUGCUCCUUGGCGAAGUCUUCUUCGAAGUCGGCAGCAAAUGUGGCGAGAAAACGUCGGUUGGACGGGAGUUGAUUUUAAGGCUUUUGUCCUCAACGCCUUGAAUGCUCAUUGAUGGAGUCUAGUCAUGUAAAAUAUAUCCGGCGGACAUCUGAUUUUUCGAACUACUAACUUGGACAAUAAACGAUCAGGGACCACGACGGACAACUUAUUUCCUUAUAUAGAUGCUUUUGUUGGUUGCUGUAGAGCAAAAAGAGCAAUAGCUAGCCUGCAGACCACGUAGUUUCUUCUAGAUGUGCAAGCGUUUGCUUGUCUAGAUUGCAAAAAACUUAAAACGAUCUCUAACAUCCGAAACUGCGAUGAUUGGCGUUCUCACCAAGGAAAGCGCGAAACAGACGGAGCAGGACCAAGGAGGGCCGACUUAUCAUGGUGAUUAGCAAUUUGGAGGAGAAUACUGAUGGUAUUUCUUUGACCUUUUUAAAUCUGAUCAAACUUGUUUCAUGCCGCUACUUAUACUCAAGUUUAUCAACAUAAGUACCUCUCACUCUAUCAUAGGUACAGUUUAAGUUUUCUUUUCCUAAGUAUUUCCGCAUUGGAAAAACACUGCAGAUGUACUAUUUUCUUGUAACUCAUGUUUAUUCCACCUCACGGAAGACGAACAAGUUGUUCAUGAAUCAGAAUCAUUCAAGAGACUGUGAAAUACAACGACGUUCAGUCGCGUUUAUUGUCUAAUCAUUAAACUAGACAACAACCAUGCUGCUCAUGGUCAUUCAACAAAACAGUUUUACUUCCAUCUACUGCAACAUGAAGACCAUGAAGACAAGGAAAAUGAAAAAUGGAAAUCAAACUAUAACCGGAUGGUUAUACACCAAUUCUCUCGAACUCUUACUCUUUUACAACACGAACAAGUUGAACAAGUACACGGUCGUGGGAACCCUUCCAAUCGUCCAACCCCAAGUACACAGAGCCAGAAAAUGUUUCGUUCUCUUGCUAUCAUUCUGGAUUACAUGCGCUCAUUACUAGUACACUCCUGAGUGUGACACGACAUGAUAUCAGCAAGAAUGAAAAUACAACCCCAUGAGAACAACGUAACAACUUCUCUCCACUGGCUUGUCGUGGUGUCUCCAGACCUCUCAGAGAGCCAUCCUUUUCCUCUCAGAGUCUGAUUUUCAAGCAUAUCUUGCAAACUGCACGUGAAUUUAAAUCCGAAUCGACAUUCUAUCUGUGAAGAAGCAGCGCGGCAGAAGAUUUUGUCAAUUUGAGCACGGGCCGUGACUAAUAGACAGC